Molecule: messenger RNA, 8658 nt
Organism: Wasmannia auropunctata (little fire ant)
Lineage: Eukaryota; Metazoa; Arthropoda; Insecta; Hymenoptera; Formicidae
Product: basement membrane-specific heparan sulfate proteoglycan core protein-like
Exons: 8
Coding region: 3620-4555 (311 amino acids)
Biological process (GO): synapse organization
Cellular component (GO): neuron projection membrane
Source: RefSeq, a predicted model, not a curated record
ACCUCAGCAUCACUCGUGGUGGUUUCGCGCGCGCAUCCGCCGCUGAAGUGAGACCACUUUUCAAAGGGGAAAAAAGUCGAGAUUCCGUCCUGUUUCCGGCGACACCGGCCGAUUCCAUCUCCCGUCGCUGUGUCGCGUCGUUCGACUUGGCGCGAUUAAAAAUCUCGGACCGGCGAUCGUCGAGGCACGUCGAUCGAAGAGUUGCCGAAGAGAAUCACGAGGAGUGCGUUUUUUUUUUAAACGAAAAAACGAAAUUAAAUAUGAAUGAGAAUGAAUCACGGGCGAUCGGUAGGUGCGAGUGAGUGACCGCGGAUCUAUCGAUCGCUGACGGAUCUCCAACGCUACCAACAAGUGAGCCGCGUGUGCGAAUAUCGAAAGGAAGGAUUCUCUCAGCUUUUGGAUUCAAUCUCCUCGAUUUGACAGCGACACGUUUGUUUACCGCUUGUCGAGCAAACCUGUUUUCUUUUCGCGCGCGCCUCGCGAGUUUUGUCGAUCCGAGUGCUUUCGGGUGCGGGUGAAAUGUAUUCGCGGGAAUGCGGGGAUUUCUCGCGAAAUCGCAGAGUGAUUCAGGAAUCCUAAGAGUGUUUCGCAUCGCGGUGUGGCAAAAAAGAAGAAACGUUUACGUGAUUCGCGAAGAAUUUGGAGAAAAUUUCAGGAAUUCCGCGCGGAAUAACUGUCUUAGAAUGUGCUCGAGUGAUCUGAAGUAAAUUCGAUCCCGAGAUUCUGCGGCGGAGCGUGAUGAUAGUUAAAGUGAGAGUGCGAUGAAACGCAUUCAGUGAAAUCCGGAUUAAAAUGCUCUCACCUGUGCGAAUUUCGCUCGUACAAAAUUGUUACGCAGGUACGAGCGGGACAUUGCAGCGUGUCCCUGGUAUUUAAAUAUAGGACCGAUUGAAAUACGAAGGGGAUAAAAUAUAUAUUAUCCGCGGAAUAUCCGCGAGGCGCGAUCGUGCGGAAAGUUUCUCGCGUUUCGAAUGUGAUAAACUUUAUGCGAUAUUUGGGGAACGGUUACGCUUUGGAUGCCUCUGCAUGCGAUUCGAAGGUGCUUGAAUUUGAAUCGAGCUUUACGUUCAAUGUAACGUUCAACAGAGAUAUUUCUGCGGCGGUGCGUAAAUGUGUCAGCAAAAAUCCGCAUUAAAGCUUCAGCGUCGGGCUCUCUCCAAUACCGAUAAGCUUCACGCGAGUACGAAUCUUCCGGUUUUAAGUGGCACUUGAAUGCGGGACCCGUCGCCCGCGAAUUUACAAAAAAAAAGUGGCGCGAACUCUCGGCACCGCGUAAAAAUAUGAUUUUUAUUUAUAGUGACACGCACGCUUGUUGACAGAACUGUGCGUACGGACAUUCAAUUUUUACUGGGAGAGAGAGUUAUGAAUAUAUUAUAGUCCGCAGUUAUUUGCUUCUGUCACAAGGUAACAACCAAAUCAAAGGAAAAAUUUUAACAAGUUAAAAGGAACUGUAUAGCGACGAGAUUUUGACGUGUGCGGUCGAACGCACAGUAUAUUUUAAAUCCAUGUACAUAAAUUGAGAUAUAUUAAAACUAUGCGAAUCAAAGUCGCUUGAGAAAUUAAUUUCCGUUCAUAAUUUUUCUAUGGAGAAUGAAAUAAAGUCUGCACGAAAACGAUAGGCUGCGUCGAGAAGGUAUAAUUGAGCAAAAUCUAAAUCAUAUUGAUUUUCAGAUGAUCUUUAGAUGAUCCGCGAGUUUCGUUUACAAACGCUUGGGGGAUAAGAACCCAAUUUACUUUCGAGGAGCGUAAAGGAUGCCGCGCUCUUCGAGCCACCGCAUUAUUCCGCGUGCGAAUUCUUGAGGAUCUUUUGGUCGGCGCCAGACAUAGUUCGUCCCUCGAGCGAGCGAGGUUGUAGGGAGGUGUACGAAAGAGAAUAAGGGUGGUCUGAUGUCAAACGACCCGUCGGGAUGCCGGUGAUCCGCGAGAGGAAAACAAUUUUCCGCGGAUGAUGCGUAAUCGUGAAUGUAUCCCUCGCGAGUGACAACGGAGAAUUCGUUAGAAACGCGUCGUGACAUGCGAGGAUCUUCGCAAUAACAGUCUUCUCCCCUCCCGUCUCCCCUUCCCCCUCGCCGCGGCUACGCGAGCACGUCCUUACGGAGUGUUUUAAGUGUACGGUCGUACCGUGAAAAUAACAGUGUCACUCGUCCGAAUGUAUGGUGGACUCUUGGAGCAGAAGUGCGCGUGAGCUGUAAAAAUACAGCUCGCAAUAACAGUAACGUCGCGCCGCUCCCUUACGUGACCGGCCGGCAGAGACCCGUGUUCGCGAAAACGAUUGCGCGAAGUGCCGGCGAGAGGUACUCGUGAGACUAAAGGCUCCGACUUCGUCGUUUGAUGUACUCACCGCCGUGCAAUUUCAGUUUUCGGGGCGGUGUUUAAAGUGUGUUGUGCGAAACGCAAAGAUAACAACGUAACGGGUUGACAUUAUAGGAGCGCCUUUCUCGCCGAAAUGUCUCUCGCAGACGUGAAUUGUUCAGUAUAAAGUGCAAUAAUAUGCAAGUGAUAACCCGUUUGAACUUUUUAUCGGCGCGUUUUAUCAGGCGUAAUUAUAGUCGCUCUUUGAGAUUGGAAUACGUCGGGACGAAAUUACGCGGCACGCGUUGUACCUAAAUCGUUGCACGUGUGCGGAAACGCGUUUAUGAGAAACGUCACGAAGUUACGCAAUUAGACGAAGAAAAAUAUCGCGAGCGUAGCGGAAGUAAAACGGGGGGAUUACAUAUUGUGUAAUUAGUGCUGAAAUACUAUUUUUGAGGUGGAACGGAAAGUUGUAACAAAUCGUCCAAAAUACGCCCUGCGAAAUCUCGAAAUAAAAUUAUGCACCGCGGUGAAUGAAAGGGAUGACGAGAAUGUAUAAUUGGAAAUAGAACUCGCUUCUUCCGCGAUCGAUCCCAGUCGCCAAGAUAAAAUCAUAAUAUACGAUAUGCACGACCGGCUGUAACAAUAUUGACAUUGCCAACGAGUGAAACUCCUCUCUCUUCUCCGUCAUCGUCGAUUACACGCUUUUCGGCGUACGCGAAAAGCUUGCAGCCGCGGACGGGAAAGUGUUGACGCGGUGCGUUCUAUUAAUUUUCCAUCACGCGGCGCAAAGUUUCCCCGCGAGUUAAAGGCCGAAAUUGGAGCAGCGCGAUAGCGACGUGUUGUGAGAGAAGAUCUCGCGCGACGUCGCGGAGAAAAGUAAAAUAUGCAUGCGGGUAAAAGUGUCCGUUGUAAGCUCGACGAAAGCGCGGCGAAAUUCCUUUAAUAAAUCGCUUAUCCUUCGCGCGAAACAUCGUCGCGUCGUGUGUUCUCAAGCGGAGAACUAUUAGACACUCCCGAGUGUCGAAGAUUGUUGCGAGAUCGUUAACUGGUUCGCAUCGGGAAUCGAUCGCUCUCGUAAGAGAUCGAAGAGUGUCGAGCAAAAGCUGUGCUAAAAGUGGUUGGAUACUUCGCAGCGAGUGCUCCAAGGGGUUGUCCCUUUUUGGUUGCGUUCUCGUCCAUCCGACUCCAUUCCGUGCCAUUGUCUCCCGAUCGUUUCGAUUCGGUGUCCCUUGUGAAAAGCGAUUUCCUCGAUCGUGUGCACUUCAGUGAGAAGAGGAACGCGACUUGUUUGAAGGAUUCCCAUGGAAUAGAUCCCCUAUUCACGAUGGUCAGUAUGAAGUUUUUUCGCGUCAUCCUGGCGCUCCUGGGAGGCACGCACGCUUUGUACGCACAACCAUCGGCGUCUCCAACUGUGAAAACCGGUGGUUCCAGUAUCGCCAGCGUGGUAGCAGGCAGCAAGCCGACGAGAUCCUGGGAUAAACCUCAAUUCGACGAUAUUGCACGGCGAAAUGUCACUGCCAUCGUCGGUCAGACGGCGGAGCUGAAUUGUUACGUCAAGCAUCCGGGCGACCGUGUGAUCUCCUGGAUACGUAAGAGGGAUUUGCAUAUCCUGACGUCAUCGACCCUCGCUUACACGGGGGACGCAAGAUUUUCCGUUAAGCACCCCGAAUCAUCCGACGAAUGGACGCUGAGGAUCGAGUACAUCCAACCACGGGACGCCGGGAUUUAUGAAUGCCAGGUUAACACCGAGCCCAAAAUGAACUUAGCCUUCCUGUUAAAAGUCGAAGAAAGUGCCCCUGUCCCUGCCAUCACCACACCAAACGCCAUUCACCGGACGUUCAACUCAGCCGCUCAGGCGACGAUCCUGGGGCCGGAAGACGUCUACGUGAAGAAGGGUAGCACGAUAAGCCUCACGUGCGAAGUAAAUGUGCGAAGUACACCUCCCAGUAGCGUUACCUGGUAUCAAGGAGGGGCCGUGCUGGAUUUCGACAGUCCCAGUGUACACCGCAGGGGCGGCAUUUCCCUGGAGACGGAGAAAACGGAUACUGGGACGACGAGCAGACUACUGGUGACACAGGCCAGAUUGACCGACAGCGGAAAUUACACCUGCGUCCCCAGCAACGCGAAUCCAGCGAGCGUAAUGGUCCACGUGCUGAAUGGUGAACAUCCGGCGGCGAUGCAGCACGGCGGCAGCUGCGGCAUGGCCCCGACCAUUCUACUCGCCAGCAUCACUCUCAUAAUCGCGAACCUGUUAAGGUGAGCAGCCGCGUCGUGAAUCGCGCAUCUUAAAAGGAAAAAAGAAAGAAAGUCAAAACGUGUCGACGGUCGGGAGAGACAACGUCCAAAGUGAAACGCGCGCGCGACGAUCGACGCGACGACGCGACGGUCGCGGAAUGGUGCACGCUCGGAAAAAUCGCCCGGCCGACCGCGAUAGAUCGCUUUAGCUCACGCCUCGCUGUCACACGCUGCGCGUGUAUCCGUAUUCCGUCGGAGUGCUCGGAAGCGACGACAAGAGAAUCACAGUGCGGACCGAAGUGCAGUGGACCAAAGCUCUGUGAAGGACGCGGUGACGUGGCGGAUGAUCUUUAGCACGUACGUUUUUAACACGAAAAUCUUUCACAGACUCUCCAUUCUUUUGUACGAAAUCGUGUUAAAUACAUCGCGCGCGACAACAACAAAAAAAACGUGCCGAAUUAUUCUCAACGCUCCCCGAUGGGACGGUAUGGUUGAGCGUUCGCCAAAGGGAUAGACUCCCUUGCACUUGUGCUUUUUGUAUAAUUAAAUCGGCAUGUUUAAGCCGUGCCUCAACGAAUAUACGCGUGGACUCUCUCUCUAGUGACGAAAAGGAAACUGCUCAUCUCGUGAUUUCGUCGCGAGAACUCUGUUAGAAUUUGUAUUUUAAUUAAUUCAAUAAUGGCCUCGUAGAGUAACUUCUACGUAACGUCGACCGAUAGGAACGACGCCGUGUGCUUGGCAGGUGAGAUCGGGUCGAUCGCAUGAUCUGUUACGAUUGCCCAACGCUUUCGAAUCGAGUAUCGAUGGCUGGAUCCGUUCGAUGGCUACGAAAUAAUUAUUACACGAAUCGAAAUUUAUAAUCUAACGAUUAUCAACUAGUUGCGUAACAAUUAUCAGAUAAUUAAGGCUCUUGUACAUAAGAUGAAUAAUCGAGCAUGUAGGAUUUGCCGUGACCUUGUACAGUACAAUGCACGUGCGAGAAUUGUUUGCCGCGUAAUAUCGUUAAUUGUUUCUCGUCGUUCGAUCUGGGCAGCUACUGUAUAUAGCUUGUAUCAUCGGUUAUGAUACAAUGGUAUGGUAUACAUGCAAUCGUAAAUCUGCGAAAAUUCUAACUGAACCUUGUGCUUCGCGGGCGCAAUUCAGCAUCUCGAACGUGCCAGAUAUUUUUCGUAUUUCUUGAGUUAUAUACAUAUAUAUUAUACGUAUGUAAUAACUUUGCCCAGAUUUGACUUGUUCGGUUAAACGUGUAAUAUUUAUUAAUGAGAAUUGCGUUGGUUAGGGAUUGAUUGCUAGAGUGAGAAUAAUGCGGUGGUAUUGUUUCUCAAAAAAGACUGUGAGAAUAUCUUAUGAUAAAAAUCAUUUGAAUUAAAUUCUAAUUCUAGAUAAAAUCUAAAUUUAACUUAUUACAAUAUUUACAUUUAUUGUGUUAAUAUCAUGACGAUUUAGUAUUUAAGAAAAUCGCAAUUUAAUUGUUUAUCAAAUUGCAUUGUUCAUCAAACAUUGCAGUCUUUUAAUACGCGACAGAAUUGUUCAAAGAGUUGAAAAUUUAUAUAAGGAAAUUCUUCGUUCGUGAUGAUAAAGUAAAAUUUUAAUUGAGCAUUGUUAUAAAUGUAAGAAGCUUUUCUUGGAUUUAUGCUCCAAACUGGUAUUUAAUGUUUUCAAAUUUGUAAAAGUCUUUCUUUAAAGAGUACAUCCGAAAUAUUAAAAUAUAAUUUUGAGGAAAGUUUUUAACUUAUACAAAAGAAAAGGUUAUUGUAUGGAAAUGAAAUCAAUGUUUAAAACGUCUCGUUUCGAAGCAAUUAAUUUUCGAAUAAAUCGAAUGAUUGUGAACUAAUUGUUGGAGACAUAAAGGGAAACUGUCGCGAAGAAAUCAAUUCUUUUUUAAUCAAUUCAAUUUUAUGAAAGAAUUUUAGAAAAAUUUCUAUAUGUUAAUACAAGUAUUUUUAAAUAAAAAUAUAAUUGUUUUCAAUAUCAGGAGAGAGUAUUUACAGAAAACAAAGUUAUACCAGCAAAGAAUGAAAAGGCAACCAGAACUAAUCACUUUAGUAAUGAUAUUAGAUAGGUUUGGCCUCGAUAUGUUUCUGUUUGUUUAUUGUAAACAGGAUUUUUUAAACUAAAUGAUUCGUUACAUCGUCUUUGCUUUGGUUCGAUAAUCAAAAUGCAAUUUGUCAAAAGUAAUGUUCCUCUUUCAAACUUGUAUAUCACGUCAUUUUCAAUUCAUUCAAAGAUUUUGCUAUGAGAAUAUUAAAGUGACUUUCUCGAAAAUCAAAACGCGUCAAAAUUAAUUCACCGAUUAAUCAAAAUUUAAUCAAAUAAACAUCAACGAUCACGGAUAAUGGACAUUAUGUUAAAAUGUAUUAUAAAGCUCGUGUAUAGAUAAGUGAAUAUAUAAAAAGAUAAUACGUAAAUAUAUAUUUAAAAUAGGUCAAUGAUAAGCGUUUGUUAUGUAUCAUGAUAAUAGUGCGGAAAGUAUAAUUUGAAAGAUUGAAAUGUAUAAAUGAAAUAAAGGUUCCUUUGCAGAACUGAUAAAAAGUCGCCUUUUGCUAUGAAAAUUCAUUUCUCUAUAAAAUAUUGAUGAAUUGUCAUCAAUUAUCACGCGAUUAUCAUACAUUAUUAUAAAAUUAUUCAAUUAUUCAUUGGCUGCGAUCCAUUUAAUGUUGCAAAUGCUUUGAAGCGUCGAUUUCUUUUUUCUGAUUGGUCAAUCGAAUCGCUUCAAAGCAUUUGUAGUGCUAAGACCGCAGGUCAUAAAAGAUUACAAAAUCUUUUUCAGAUUUCAUAUGUACAGUACUUAGUUAUUUCUUUUGUAACUAAGAAUAAUGAAAAUAAAAUUUUUUUGGGGAAAAUAAUACGGUGACUUACUUAAUUUUGCAAGUGAAUCAAAUAAGUAAUUCUGUACAUAACAGGCAUAUAGUUUCGCUAUUAAAAUUUUAUUUUAUUCAUUAACGUUAAAUUAAUAAUGGUCUUCCGACAUUAAUGCCAGAUUCGAUAUUUCCAUCAAAUUCUACGAAGGAUAAAUGCUUAAAUUAUUCGUCUUCCUGUGCAUUUGAUUAAAUCGAUCCAAUCUUGAUUAUCUAGCUAAAAUAGCCGAGUAUUUUUAAAUUACUUUUUAGAUUAAUUUCUUUCAAUCCAAGCCGCUUUUUUCCAAGAAGAAAAAAAUAUGAGAAGUAAAACAAAAUCCUAGAUAUGAUCAUUAAGUGAUUUAACGCACGUAAUAUAGAAUAUACAUAGCAGUAAAUCAUUAGAUAGUAGGUUUAUUACGACAUAUUAUAUAAUAUGAUUAAAGAAUAUAUCAUAAUGAUUAAAAUGUUAAGAUACGAUUCGUCUUAGAGCCCAUAGAUUUUUUAUAACAUUGUAGCUCGGAAAACACAAAUUAGGAUCUACCUGCUGUUGAAGAUCGUGAAGCAUUUCUAGAUUUUCACUUAGAAUCGGAGGUCUAAUAUCGCGCGCGCACGAAGUGCUAUCAAUUUGUAUAUAAUUUUUCACGCGUUAUGAUUUAUAUUGAUAUAUUAAAUAAAUCGAGUUAUACAAUAUAUUCCGGACAAAAACUGCUGCGAAUCAAUGAUGCAGAAAGAGAGAGAGAGGCUGACGUAAUUACAUAAAAAGUGAUCAAAGUGCAAAAUGAAAAAAUGUUUGAGAUUGAGAAAUCACUUCUAUCGAACUACUGGUGUGUGCCGAAUCAAAAUAUUUAAUCAAAUUCAAUUCGAUAAAAAAAAAGUUCGUAUUUGCGAUGCACCGCGUUUUGGCGGUUUUCAAUACCGAUUCCACCGUGAUUUUUUUCAUAGCGCGAACCGUGGCUCAAUUAUAAGGUUUAAAAAAUACAUUCCUGUGCAUGAUGGAUGAUCAAACAGAAAAAUAUCGAGAGAGGUAUACCUAUUUGUGAACUAGAUAAUCAAAUAUCCGCGAUUCGCAUACUUACGGAAAUGUUGCACAUUACAUUAGGUAAGGAGACUAGACUGCAUUGUACAUAAAAUUCAUAAUCGAUUAUGUAUCAUGUUAUAAGGGAACUUAAGCAUGAAUCAAAAAGACAGGAUUAAAAGCGAAGAAAAGCGAUAUAGAAUACUAUAUUGUAAAAAAUAUUCAUCGACGUGAAUACUGUUUCAAUAAAUGUAAUGAUGAUAUAAAAAAAAA